AUGCCCUCCACCGCCGUCCUCCUUCUCCUCCUCCUGUUUACCACCACCACCUUUUCAGCCGCAGCUCCAAUCUUAGGCCUCGAUUCCUUCCUCACCCAACAAUCCCGCAAAGACCCUCAAGCUACCAACGACUCCUUCCUCUCCCUCCCUUCCUCCCUGAAGAAACCUCUCUCCCAUCCCUCCCCCCACCACCCCGCCACCUCAUCCUCCCUCCUCUCUCUACGGCUAUCUGUGCCCAUCACUGUUCACUUGGUGGGCUCCACUUUCUCCUCGUCUUCCCCCUCCCUCCUCUCUUCCUUCAUCAACUCCGCCGUCUCCUCCGAUCUGUUUCACGUCAUUACUCCCUCUUCCACUUCUCCUGCCACCCAUCAUUUAUCCCUGUCCCAUUCGCUUAACCUCGAUGUGUCCCUUUCGCCCACCUCCCUCUCCAAUUCACUUUCCACAGCUCUUAAAUCCCACCUCUCUAAUUCUCCUUCCCCACUCCGAUUUCAGCUCUCGUCCGUUCCUUACUCACUCGUAGAUCAGAUUAUUAAGCAGGAUUUCGAAAAGGAGAAACCCAUUAACUCGAUCCACGUUUAUAUAAUUCAUCUAGGAUCCCAGUCCAAACCCUAUGCUUACAGCUACACCCCUGGUGAUCCCUCCCCAGCUUUCACCAAAUGCUUGGGCUCCGUUUGGACGGGAAAAGAUCGGUAUUUGUGGAUCGAUUUGGGGGCGGGCCCUGUGGACUACGGGCCAUCGUUGUCAGGUGAUGGAGUUUUGCCAAAAGGUGAGUUUCACCCGUUGGCUGCUCUCCACGGUCGGCCCAAGUCCCAAAAGGCAUUGCUUUCAGAUUUGGCAUCCUUGGUUUGGAGUGCUUAUCAGGUACUUCUGGUGCCCUCUUUGAGAAUACCUGUGCCUUUUGAGAAUUCCUUGAUUGUCGAAUUUGUACACAUGCAUGCUUCUGAGGCCGAAGGAGGUAAUUCGGGGUUGGAUUGGAAGUCAAUAGAGAGGACGUUUAUGGACGAGGUUAAUGACAAUGGGUUGUUACUGGGGGAUCAGUCUUUGAGUUUUAGGAAAUAUGAUGUGAAGUUAUCCGAGUGCUCAAUUUGCUCCUUUGCCAUUUCCAGGGCAACCACUUCGUACACAUCUAGGUAUUUGUUUGAUAACUAUACUUUGAUAGUGAGCGAGUAUUUGGACUCAAAGCGUUUGCAUCAGACAAUAUCAGAAUCGAGGGAGGAGUUUAGAAGGAUGGCUAAGCUGCCCGACGAGGACUUUGGAAGGGUUCUUCCUGUGUAUGUUUUUGAUCUUGAUGUCAGUACUAUGUUGUUGCUUGAUCGGUAUCAUCAGUCUGUUGCAUUUAAGGACAUGGUUAUUGCAGUCAGGACAAAGAGUACACAGACAGUGAGUGAUUACAGUUGUAACGGACAGCACGUGUUCACACAGAUUCGGGAGCUCGAGAGGCCUCUUGUGGGUUCUAUUUUGCAGAGCAUGUGGGGUGUCUCACCCACACAUUUGGUGUGGAGUCCUAGGCAUAACACUACUCUUGUGGACUACACUUGGAGUGUUGGACAGACACCGUUUGGACCGUUCUCAGAGAUUUCUCAGUUGUCUUUUGUUCAAAAGGAUGCUGCCAGGAGGAAUGUUCUGUUAACAUCGUUGAAUUACAGUAUUACUAGUGCUAUUGAUGUUCUUGAAUCAAUUGCUGCACAUGGUGGAGAUAGAAAACUUCUUAAGCAGAAUCAGCAGACUCAGUUUAGACAGAGGUGGAAUUUGUUCCGGUAUAAACUGGACAAGGUGAUCUCUGCAUUGUCACACUUCGAUUUUGAGAUGGCUUUGUACUAUUUGAGAUCUUCAGAUCAUGAUCUAUAUGCCAUCCACUCUCUUGUUUAUCAUGCGUCUCAAGAGUUAGAGGCUUCACUUGUUUGUUUCAAGGACCCACCAUUCCCAUGGACUUCUUUUUCCAUGUCUGCUGGAGUUUGCUUUGCUUUGAUUUAUGCUUAUGCAAAAAGAGAGAAACUGUUUAAAAACAAGAGGAAACAGUUUUAA
Fraxinus pennsylvanica is the source of this 2025-nucleotide messenger RNA. NCBI's taxonomy places the organism in Eukaryota, Viridiplantae, Streptophyta, Magnoliopsida, Lamiales, Oleaceae. The record is from the annotation of a GenBank genome assembly.